Sceloporus undulatus (fence lizard) is the source of this 2161-nucleotide messenger RNA. RefSeq names its product methyltransferase like 25 (gene METTL25). The coding region runs from base 97 to 1980 and encodes 627 amino acids. The transcript is spliced from 12 exons. The record is from RefSeq and is a predicted model, not a curated record. NCBI's taxonomy places the organism in Eukaryota, Metazoa, Chordata, Lepidosauria, Squamata, Phrynosomatidae.
UUAGUUUCGGCGCUCGAUUCACCCUGCCUAGGCGCCUUGACAACGGGCAGCCUCAGCCGAUUGCCGAGCCAUCGUCCCCUCUAAGCGUGCGCUGCCAUGGCGCGACCGAGAGCCGAGGCUCUUCCAGAGGAGCGGCGCCCGUUGCCUCCGGAGCCGCCUGCCGAAGUCGUGGCCGCCCGGUUGCGUGCCGUGGCGAGGUUCCUGCGCCGGGUGCUGCCGCUGUGCCGGGCCCACACGGUGGAGUUUUACACGCGGGGCCUGUGGGAGAAGAUGGUGGCGCUGCCUCCGGAGACGGUGCUGGAGGCGCUGAGCGGAGAGAGGCUCCGGAGGCUCCUGGAAGCGCCGCCGGCAGAGAGGCCUUUGGAGGAGGACGCCGGUGAGUUUUACAAUAUUUUUUGUGAAAAUUCUCAGAGGCUGGUCAAUGUGCAAGCUUUUGCUUUAGCUGCGAAAUAUUACUCUGUGCCAAACCUUGGAGUGUGCAUCCCAUUGGAACAGAUGCUUGAAAUUCUGAACAGGAAACAGCAGUCAAAAUCUAAUGCACAGAUGAAAACAGAUGAUUUUAUGAAUAAUAAGAAGUCGCAUGAAGUGCAGCUGAUGUCAGAGUUAGUUGAUGGCAUAGCAAAAUAUUGUGGCUUAAGCCAGGUUAUUGACCUGGGCUCUGGUAAAGGCUACCUGAGCUCCUUCUUGUCACUACAGUAUAAUCUGAAGGUUUAUGGAAUUGAUUCAUCAAAUACAAACACCCAUGGAGCUAAUGAAAGAAACAGGAAAUUGAAGAAACACUGGAGAGCCUAUCAAAGAAGGGCAAGAGCAAAUGUCAGAGGCCAAGUAUUGGAAGAGGCAAAGGAAAGGCCAGAGCAAGAUAAAGAGGAAUGUAAAGCAAAUAUCAGUGAAAAUCUCUUAAGUACUAAUAACAGUCUUCAAAGUCAGGCCCAGGUGGCUGCUCCAGAUUCCACUCUUCUUCAAACAACUGAUGUUUUCACAGACUCUGAUAUGUGUAUUACCAACAAACAAUAUGAACUUCACUCUGGGGCUCAGCUGCAGUCUGAUGAGAACAACAUUCCAGAAAAUGUAUUUCUUAAUAUUUUGCCUUCUGAUGCUGUAGAAACUGACUGUUCACCCAGAAGUAAUUGCAGAGAGCUCUGUGAAGAGGAGAAAGAACGAAGAAAGAUGGCUUCCCUUAAAGCGAAAGCAAGCAGGUCAAAAGAAGCCAACGUAUAUUCUACAUUAACUUCAUACAUCACAGCAGAAACAGAACUACGAGAUAUUGUUGAAGAUCUGGAGGACUGUAUGCUUGUGGGCCUUCAUACUUGUGGUGAUCUUGCUUCGAGCACCCUACGACUUUUUAAUGCUAAGUCUGAAAUCAAGGCAGUUUGCAGUGUAGGUUGCUGCUACCAUCUGCUAUCAGAAGAGCAUGAAAUUCAGAAAGAUGAUACUCAGGGAACGUGGGGUUUCCCCAUGAGCCAAUAUUUAAAAGAAGAGGGAUGGUUCUGUGGUCGCAAUGCCAGAAUGGCAGCCUGCUUGGCUUUGGAGCGAGUUGCAGUUGGACAAGUGCUACCUACAGAAUCAUUGUUUUAUCGAGCUGUACUACAGGUUAUUGUAGAAGAAGAGUAUGGAGUCAAAAGAAGUGAUCGCAAUAUUGGGAAAGUGUAUUCCAAAACAUCUUCCUUCUUGGAUUAUGUUAGGAAAUCUUUAAAAAAGCUUGAACUUGACGAGUCAAAGAUUUCAGACAGCCGUAUAAUGGAGUACUUUGAAAAAUACAAGCACAGAAUGAAUGAGAUGGAAGCUUUUAAUAUGCUAAAAGUUGUCCUGGGACCUUGCAUAGAAGUACUGAUCCUUCUAGAUCGUCUCUGCUAUCUUCAAGAACAGGACAACAUUGCGUGGUCUGGACUGGUAAAGUUAUUUGAUCCCAUAAAAUCCCCCAGAUGCUAUGCAGUUGUGGCUCUGAAGAAACAGGCAUUUCACAUGCAAGGAAAUUGCUAAAUUGAUCCAGACCUGGAAGCUAGUCUUGCUGUUGGACUUUAAGAUCAGUUUGUUUUCUACAGUUGUUCUAAAAUUAUUUAAAAUUCUGUUGAUUGAUAUUUUUAAAUGGUUUGAUGUGUUUAUAAUUCAUGGCAAAUUUGGCAAAUGAAUCAGAAAAAUAAAAUUUACUCUAUGUUUUGUA